Lethenteron reissneri (Far Eastern brook lamprey) is the source of this 4338-nucleotide messenger RNA. RefSeq names its product calcium-transporting ATPase type 2C member 1-like. Lineage: Eukaryota; Metazoa; Chordata; Hyperoartia; Petromyzontiformes; Petromyzontidae. The record is from RefSeq and is a predicted model, not a curated record. Gene Ontology annotation, biological process: calcium ion transport. Gene Ontology annotation, molecular function: P-type calcium transporter activity; ATP binding; ATP hydrolysis activity. Gene Ontology annotation, cellular component: membrane.
CCACAGCUCUCGAUCUCGUGUCGAGCGACACUGCGAAGUGGAGCGGCGGCGAUCCCCGCGGGAGACCGAGACACGCGGCCCCAGAGAGCCCCUCUGCCGCCGCCACCGGAGCCGCACACCGCCCGACCGCCCGACCCCUCGCACCGGGCCCCGCCACCGGUCCCUGUGGUGGGGAGAGACGUCGGCGGCCGCCGGGGAAACACCGAGCCGAGCCGAGGUGGUCCGCGCCCCGGCGCGAUGCGGGGCCUCGGCGCUCGGAUAGACGCUCGCCCGGGACCGCGCGGCCUUCCGCGGCCUCUGUGAGCAGCAUGGCAGGGGGUCUGGCCCGGCUUGUCGGCCUUGCGAAGCGCGCUGCGGCCUCGUGGGGACCGCGGGGAGCCGAUCAGGCAGGGGGCGGAGGAGCGGGCGGCUUCCGCAAGGACAAGCCAGACGAGCCUGGACUUGGCAAGAAUGAGACCAUGAUCCGCGUCCUGCCAUCCAAGGAGGCGGCGGCGCUGGCGGUGGACGAGGUGGCGUGCAUGCUGCAGGCCAGCCUCCAGAGCGGGCUAGCCACCAGCGAAGUGCUGCACAGGAGGGCCUACCACGGCUGGAACGAGUUUGAGAUAAACGAGGAGGAGCCGCUAUGGAGGAAGUACAUUUCCCAGUUCAAGAACCCCCUGAUUCUGCUGCUGCUCUCUUCGGCCGUCAUCAGCGUCCUCAUGAACCAGAUCGACGACGCGGUCAGCAUCACUGUGGCAAUCGUGAUCGUCGUGACGGUCGCCUUCGUGCAGGAAUACAGGUCGGAGAAGUCGCUCGAAGAGCUGAACAAGCUGGUCCCGCCUGAGUGCCACUGCGUCCGCGAGGGCCGCAUGGAAAAGCUGCUGGCGCGCGAGCUGGUGCCGGGCGACACCGUCACGCUCUCCGUGGGCGACCGCGUACCCGCCGACCUGCGCCUCUAUGAGUCGAUCGACCUGUCCAUCGACGAGUCGAGCUUCACGGGCGAGACGGAGCCCAGCAGGAAGACGACGUCCAUCGUGGCGCGGGCCCUCAACGGCGACAUGGCGGCGCGCACCAACAUCGCCUUCAUGGGCACGCUGGUGCGCUGCGGCAAGGGCAAGGGAAUUGUCAUUGGGACCGGCGAGAACUCUGAGUUUGGAGAGGUCUUCAAGAUGAUGCAAGCUGAGGAGGCCCCGAAGACCCCGCUGCAGAAGAGCAUGGACCGGCUCGGCAAGCAGCUCUCCUUCUACUCCCUGUGCAUCAUCGGUUUGAUCAUGCUCAUCGGGUGGCUGCAAGGCAAGCACAUCCUGGACAUGUUCACCAUCGGCGUCAGCCUGGCGGUGGCCGCCAUCCCCGAGGGCCUCCCGAUCGUGGUGACGGUGACGCUGGCGCUCGGGGUCAUGCGUAUGGCCAAGAAGAGAGCCAUCGUCAAGAAGCUGCCCACCGUGGAGACUCUGGGCUGCUGUACGGUGAUUUGCUCGGACAAGACGGGGACGCUGACCAAGAACGAGAUGACCGCGACGCACAUCUGCACGGCGGAUGGGUUGCACGCAGAGGUGACCGGCGUGGGCUACAACGUGGACGGGGAGGUGCGGGUGGAGGGAGAGAUCGUGCACGGCUACUCCCACGCGUCCAUCGCCAGCGUCGUCGAGGCCGGGUGCAUCUGCAACGACGCCAUCAUCCGCAGCGACAAGGCCCUGAUGGGGCAGCCCACGGAGGGCGCCCUGCUCGUGCUCGCCAUGAAGAUGGGCCUGGCGGACGUGCGGGGAGACUACAUCAGGAGGAGGGAGAUCCCCUUCAGCUCCGAGCAGAAGUGGAUGGCGGUGAAGUGCGUGCACAGGACAAAGCAGUGCGGUGCGCAGGACAAGGCGGAGGUCUACUUCGUGAAGGGCGCCUUCGAGCGCGUCAUCGACAUGUGCUGCUCCUUCCGUGGCCAGGGGCACACGCUGCCGCUGUCCGCCCAGCAGCUGGUGCUCUACAAGCAGGAGGAGACCUACAUGGGCGCCAGCGGCCUGCGCGUGCUGGCCAUGGCCUCGGGGCCCGAGCUGGGCCAGCUGACCUUCCUGGGCCUCGUGGGCAUCAUCGACCCCCCGCGGCCCGGUGUGCGCAAGUCCGUCGCCAUCCUCGUCUCCUCGGGCGUCUCCGUCAAAAUGGUCACCGGCGACUCCAUGGAGACCGCCGUCGCCAUAGCCAACCGCCUCGGGCUGUCCUCCAACGGCGGCGGAGCCGCCAUCUCCGGGGAGGAGAUGGACCUGAUGGAGACGACGCAGCUCUCCCAGAUCAUCCGCAAGGUGUCCGUGUUCUACCGAGCUAGUCCCAGGCACAAGCUCAAGAUCGUAAAGGCGCUGCAGAAGAACGGGGAGGUGGUGGGGAUGACGGGCGACGGUGUGAACGACGCCGUGGCGCUCAGGGCCGCGGACAUCGGCGUGGCGAUGGGACGCAGUGGCACGGACGUGUGCAAGGAGGCGGCCGACAUGAUCCUCGUCGACGACGACUUCUACACCAUCAUGUCCGCCAUCGAGGAAGGGAAGGGCAUCUUCUACAACAUCAAGAACUUUGUGAGAUUUCAGCUGAGCACGAGCAUCGCCGCCCUGACUCUAAUCACCCUGGCGACGCUCAUGAACUUCCCCAACCCGCUCAACGCCAUGCAGAUCCUGUGGAUCAACAUCAUCAUGGACGGGCCGCCCGCCCAGAGUCUGGGCGUAGAGCCUGUCGACAAGGACGUGAUCCGGCAGCCUCCGAGAAACGUCAAGGACAGCAUCCUCACCCGCAGCCUCAUCUCCAAGAUCCUCAUCUCCGCCAUCAUCAUCGUCUCGGGAACCCUCUUCGUGUUUUGGAGGGAGCUUCAGGACAACAUGAUCACGCCCCGGGACACCACCAUGACCUUCACCUGCUUCGUCUUCUUCGACAUGUUCAACGCCCUGAGCUCGCGUUCGCAGACCAAGUCGGUGUUCGAGAGCGGCUUCUUCAGCAACCGCAUGUUCUGCUACGCGGUCGGGGGCAGCAUCAUGGGGCAGAUGGCCGUCAUCUACUUCCCGCCCCUGCAGCAGGUGUUCCAGACGGAGAACCUCAGCGCAGUGGAUCUGCUCUUCCUGCUGGGGCUGACGUCGACCGUGUGGAUCGCGUCGGAGGUGAUGAAGGCGGUGGAGCGGAGGAGGUUGUUCUCCCGCAAGCACGACGGGGGGGGAUCCUUCCUUGAAGUGUGAUCCCAGCCGGCGGGGUGGAGGGAGGUGGGGGGAAAGUGGGGGGGGGGGGGUGGAGGGGGGCGGUGGUGGGGAGGCCGCGCGCCGGUGCCGAAGACAAAAACCUCGCCGUGGACGACGAGGGCCGUGCGGCGACCUUGGCCGGUUUUGAAACAGAUUUUACUUUUAUAAUGCUCUUAUUUUUUCUCCUUUCCCCGCAGUUUUCUCAAAGGGACAAUGCUAUUACGUUUUAUUGCCUUUUCAAGUGGUGAUGCUUUCGCACGCGCGGCAGUAUUUGUUUGGACGGUCCUUGCACUUGGUUUGGCUUGCUGGCAUCAUCAUCGCGUCGUGUGGAACGCUCCUCUCAGACGUGCGCACUCGGUGUUUCUUGCCGUCGUCGGUUUUUGUUGUCGCGUGCGUAUGCGUGCGUAUGCGUGCAUAUGCGUGUGUAUGCGUGCGGAGGCCUCUGUUUUGCGGCCUCGCGUUUAUUUUUAUUUUCAAUCCCACCGCGUCGCUCUCAAAAUAGCCUCCGCCUCGUCCGCCGCAGUCCGGUCGACGUGGCGGAAGUGGCAACGCUGGCGGUGACCGAUCGUUCACCUCCUGUCCACCUCUUUCCCGCACGGCGACCUCGGCCGUCUCGUCAUCGAGGGCCCAGAGCUCCGGAGCCGAAGGCCGCGGGGCGGCGAGCGGCGGACACGGCGCUCACGGGCCGAGGGUCAUCGUCGCGCUGCACGCUCGCAAUCCUGAGAGCAGCUUCCAAAGCGGGGACAACCACUUCUGUUGUUUAUUACGCCGUCGCUGGCCGCGUUCCGUUGACUUCACCGUUGUAUUUAUUUCACCGCCCCCUCCGGAGGAAACGCACCCUCCUGAUCAAGCGUGCGUAUUUACGUCGCCAAAGCAAUGAUGCGAGUCUGUGCCGUUGUCAAACCGAUUAAGUGGCACGGUGUUGUUACAUCUCGUGUUCGUUGUUAGUGUGUGUGUGCGCGUGCGUGCGUGAGUGGGACUGUGUUGUGGCAUGCUCGAUGUGCAAACCGCUGAACCGUGCGGCCCUGCUCCCGUCGUGGAGCGGAGACGUUGGGCCGUGCGUGCGUCGGGCAUCGUUUGCCGCGGUCGUGAGCGGACACGCGAAAUCAAAAACUGCUCUUGAAGAUAAUUCAAAAUAAAUGCAGCUCACGCCUUG